CGAGGGAAGAGGACGCCGGACAUUUCUUUCCACCACACGGCCGAGUGGCAGGAGCCAAGAGCACGAGGGUACGUACACCCAUCGCAGCGCAACGACUGAGGCGACGAAAACAAAGGUGGAGGCUUGGCUCUUUUCGGCAACGGCAGUAUUUUGGGAAACAAAGCUAGAGCAACUUCAGGCCGAGCCACAAGCACAACUGCGUCAUUCCCGUCACCACCACCAACCGCUACCACCAGCGUUCGUCGCAUCCCGAGAUUGGCACGCGAGAGGGGUCUGUCAUUCUGGUAGCUCUUGGGCUUGGGAUACCGAUAUUGACGCUCUCUUUCCCCCCUUCUCAGUCUCUUUCUCUCUUUUGGUCAUACACCACAUCUGAAAACAGUAGAGAAACUUACACCUUCAUACACUACCGUACUACGCUCAUGUAUCUCGUGCCAAGCUGCCCUUUGAACCCUUCAUCGAUCAACCUGUUCGCAUGGUUCGUGGCCAGAUUUCAACCGAGGACGUGACGAAGCGAUUGAAAGAGAUCGAGUCAAGCUUGACGACCACGACCACGACCACAACGACAUUGCAGGACGCGGCGCAGGUGCUAUCCCCCAAGGAAAAAGAAGCACCUACCAAUACCCUAGAGGUCUACACUGGCGAACCUGAAGGGAGCGAGGAAAGUGAGGCUUUACAACGACUUUUGAAGAAGAGCUGCGUCGAAAUGGCUAUGAACCGUAUCGAUGGCAAGGAGGAGCUUUAUGUCGGCGGCAUAUGGGCUUUGCGCCGCCCUUCAGCACUGAAGGAGCGCAACAUCACCCACAUUCUCUCCGUGCUGCGAUUUGACCCGGCCGGUCUCAAGAGCGAGACCGACACCUGGGAGAACUACGGAAAGAGCUACAAGCACAUGGUCAUCGACAUCGACGACGUGGAGGAUGAGGACUUGCUCGUUCACCUGCCCAAGGCCGUUCGUUUCAUCGAGGAUGCGCUGUACCCUGGCAGCAGCAAGAAGACCGUCACGGACGGGCCUGAAGAGGAGGCCCAGAAGGACAAGAGCUUCGAGGAGAAGGCCAAGCGCUUGAAGGCGGCUGUGGCCAAGGAUUUGGAAACCGAGUCUGAGACGGAGACGGAGACUGCCUCAGCUAAAGCGGCGCCGGCGGAGGCGAAGCCCACGGAUCCGGAUGCCAUCCUCCCCGCCCCCCUAUUCGAGAAGCUGGACCUCAGCUCUGACGGGGAGAAGCCGGAUCCCAAUACCCCAGGCGGCGUCUACGUCCACUGCGCCAUGGGCAAGUCCCGCUCCGUCUCUGCCAUUGUCGCCUACCUCCUCUGGAAACAUCCUUCCCGCUUCGGCAGGUCCGCGACAUCGACGGCCGCCGCGCAGAACGGAGCUUCAGGAGGGGCGCCAAAGUCCGCCGACGAAGCCGCGGCAGCGCAAGAGAGAGCUGCAGCCGCCGUCGCCGCCGCCGUGAAGUGGGUUCGCAACACGCGGGAGAUUGCGGAGCCGAAUUCGGGCUUCAUGAAGCAACUCGAGAUGUGGUGGAUCAUGGGGUGCCCUGACGACGUGGCGUCACACCCGAUUUACAAGCGGUGGGAGUUCCAGAGAGAGAUUGACGAGAGCCUUGCCGCGGGCCAGGCACCAACGAAGUUGCGGUUCGAGGACGAGGAGACGAGCAAGGAAGAGGCGGAGAGCGUCAAGGGUAUGGAGGUGCGGUGCAAAAAGUGUCGUAAAACGCUGGCUACGCCGCGCUUCGUGCUCGAUCACGAGCCUGAUGCUCUUAGGGACCAACGGCAGCAACAGCAGCCGUGCGGACACGUCUUUGUGGAGCCGCUGGGGUGGAUGAGGGAGGAGCUGGAGAAGGGGUCGUUGGAGGGACGGCUGUCGUGCCCGAAUCAGAAGUGCGGUGCCGCCGUGGGGAGGUAUAGCUGGCGGGGAUUCCGGUGCAGCUGCGGCGGGUGGGUUACACCCGGAUUCAGUCUGCAAAAGGGGCGUGUGGACGAGGUUGCUGCGAGGGUUCCUGGGGCUGGGGGUGCGGCGGCGAUGGGGAUUCGGAUGCCGCCUGGUUCGGGGAGGUUGUAGAAGCAUAGGGAUCGAGUUCGCUCAGAGCUUGCGGUUUAGAGCUAGAGUUAGAUGUAGAUGGUGAGGAUACAUGGAGAAAGAAUGUGCAUUUGGUAAGACGUUGGAAGAGGGGGCUUUGGCCUGGAGUUGGGUGGGCGAGAGGGAAGGAUUGCAUGACAUAUACGGUUGCAUCAGCCUGGGAUAUGGGAGACGGGAGGGUAUUCCUAGAUGGCAGAGAGACUCGUUCUAGACGAUCCCCGCUGACUGCGAACUCUUGAAUUGCACGUACAUUUGGCCCCGUCAAUGGAUUGUUACAUGUGAAUGGCUGGAUACUUUGCCUUUCUUCAUGGUUGCCUUGCAUCAAGGUAU
Messenger RNA from Colletotrichum acutatum, 2404 nucleotides. RefSeq lists its product as uncharacterized. Lineage: Eukaryota; Fungi; Ascomycota; Sordariomycetes; Glomerellales; Glomerellaceae. Gene Ontology annotation, cellular component: nucleus. The transcript is spliced from 2 exons. Gene Ontology annotation, biological process: protein dephosphorylation. Gene Ontology annotation, molecular function: protein tyrosine/serine/threonine phosphatase activity. The record is from RefSeq and is a predicted model, not a curated record. Bases 473 to 2056 code for a protein of 527 amino acids.